AUGGAGAAAACUGCGCCAUCAUCUUUACAAAUUCAGCCCCCAACUUAUGGGAAGUAUAUCACCAUUCUCACCAUUGAUGGCGGUGGCAUCAGGGGGAUCAUCCCUGCAGUCAUCCUUGAAUUCCUUGAAUCCAAACUUCAGGAGCUGGAUGGUGAGGAUGCAAGACUUGCAGACUACUUCGAUGCUAUUGGUGGGACAAGCACUGGCGGUCUUGUAACCGCCAUGUUGACUGCUCCAAAUGAAAGUACCAAUCGUCCUCUCUUUGCCGCCAAGGAUAUCAAGCCCUUCUAUCUCGAGCACUGUCCUAAAAUUUUCCCACAGCAUAGGGGCGUGCCUCAAUUUGAAAGUGUAUCCCAUUUACUGAGAGGACCCAAGUAUGAUGGGAAAUACCUUCAUUGGAUUUUAAGAGAGAAGUUAGGAGAAACUCGACUGGGGAAAACCUUGACCAAUGUUGUUAUUCCUACAUUUGAUAUCAAGCUUUUGCAGCCUACCAUUUUUUCAUCCUAUGAGGAUGAUACUUUGAAAGGGACAACAGCUUCAGUCGAUGUUCCUACAAAAGAGAACCUGGACAACCUAGUAGUUAUCGGGCAACUUCUAUUGAAAAAAGACGAAUCUAGGUUGAAUUGUGAGACAUGUCAGCUUGAAACAAUCGAAAAGGGUCGCACUAAUGAGAUCGAUCACCCUUAA
Molecule: messenger RNA, 687 nt
Organism: Alnus glutinosa
Lineage: Eukaryota; Viridiplantae; Streptophyta; Magnoliopsida; Fagales; Betulaceae
Product: patatin-like protein 2
Exons: 4
Coding region: 1-687 (228 amino acids)
Biological process (GO): lipid metabolic process
Molecular function (GO): monoacylglycerol lipase activity; glycerophospholipase activity
Source: RefSeq, a predicted model, not a curated record